GUAAUAUUGAAACAAAAUAAUGAUUAUCAUUAGUUCUUCUGUAUACAUUUGUGGAACUAUAAUCAAUUGAACAUAUUUUUAUAUUAUUCCUAUAGAUACUCUAAAGUAACACUUUAAAAAAACAAACUGUUUCCUAUUUCAAUUAUUUCUUGAUUAAUGGCUUCAGUAUUAACAUCACUUGCAAAUAAAUUAGCUCGUAGACUAAGUGAUACACAAGUUCCUUCAUCGGUUCGAUUUGAUGUCGAUGGUCCUCCAAGAAAUUCUCUACUAAGGCGUCAAAGUGUGGCUGCCGAAAGUUUUGAUCCAGAAAAAGACAGUGAUGAUAAUAAUGAAGAAGAGAGACAAAUUUAUCCGAAAUCUGAUAGUCAACGAGCUAGGCUAACUAAUGCUGUCAAAGAAAUCCUACUCUUUCGAUGUCUUGAUGAAGAACAAAAGUCGAGAGUUAUCGAUGCUAUGCAAGAAAUGAAAGUUAAAGAAGGUGAUGUAGUCAUUAAACAAGGUGAUGAUGGAGACAAUUUCUAUGUAAUUGAAUCAGGCACCUAUGAUAUAUAUGUUAAACAGAAUCAGUCAACUGAAGAGAAAAUUGGUGAAAAAGUUGGAUCAUACAAUGGUCAUGGUUCAUUUGGUGAACUAGCUUUAAUGUAUAAUACAUCACGGGCUGCUUCUAUAAUAGCUACUACAGAUGGUAUACUAUGGCUUAUGGAUAGAAAUACUUUUCGACGUAUUGUUCUUAAAGCAGCCUUUCAUAAACGUCAAACAUAUGUAGAAUUGCUUGAGGAUAUUCCAUUACUUAAAGAAUUAAGUAGUUAUGAACGUACAAAUGUAGCUGAUGCUCUACAAUCUAGAGUAUAUCAAGAUGGAGCAACUAUUAUAUCUCAAGGUGAAACUGGCAAAGAAAUGUUUAUUAUUGAAUCGGGAACUGUAAGAAUAAGUGUAAAAGAGAAUUCAAAAGAAGUGGAAUUGAGUCGAGUUGGUAAAGGUGCUUAUUUCGGAGAAUUGGCAUUAAUUACCAAACGACCUAGAGCUGCUUCAGCUUAUGCUGUAGGCGAGACUAAAUUAGCGGUUUUGGAUGUUGCAAGUUUUGAACGUUUAAUGGGACCAUGCCUUAAAGUGAUGCAAAGAAAUAUUGACACAUAUGAAAAACAAUUAACUGAAUUACUUGGAACUAAUAAUCAAUUAAAAAUAAAUGAAUUUAGAUCAAAAUAA
Molecule: messenger RNA, 1206 nt
Organism: Schistosoma curassoni
Lineage: Eukaryota; Metazoa; Platyhelminthes; Trematoda; Strigeidida; Schistosomatidae
Source: the annotation of a GenBank genome assembly